This is a messenger RNA of Paralichthys olivaceus (Japanese flounder), 1362 nucleotides long. Lineage: Eukaryota; Metazoa; Chordata; Actinopteri; Pleuronectiformes; Paralichthyidae. The record is from RefSeq and is a predicted model, not a curated record.
GUGAAUGGAUUGCACAUGACAGUAAAUAUAUCCGCUGUAUUUAAGCUUUUUAUCUUGAAGCUCUGUCUCUAUCAUUGCGCCUCUUCGCAGACAUGAUCCACUUGAAGCAACAAACACGUGUUGAACUCCUGAGAACACUCUAGUUGGAUCAAGCGAACGCGGAAGUACGUGUAUGUUGCUCAUCUCGUCAAAGUGGCCGAGCCGUGUAGCUGCUGCUGCUGAGUAAAACCACAUUUCCCAGAAUGCAGCGCGCGCGGUAGCGACAUCCUCGCUGUGCAUUGUAGGAUGAGGUGAAGCGCUUGUUUUGGUUCUGCGGACUGUGACUCUUCUCCGCCUGUCAGCCGAGGCCUCACGCUGUUUAUACCUGAACUGACGCGGCUGUGGAGCGUCCUCUGUCCCCCGGAAUCACUGCCGCACCGACGGCUUCACCUCCGCUGGUUUCUCGGUGAGCUUCUCGUCAUGUUAUCCUCCGUCCCCUCCAGGCUCAUCGCGCGAAGGUCGCGCAGCCUGUCACCGUGCAGCCGCGUGCUCCAGACCAGCGCGAGCGGCGGCGCGUGCCAGGGCAUCCGCGAGACACCGGCGGAGUCGAACCGGAACCCGAUCGUCUCCACGUCCCGCGUGUCCAGGAGGGGGAUUUUAUCCGAGGAGCCCGCCGCGUCCAGUGUCAGACCCGCGGUGCAGUACCACCACCUCGCCCCUGGGUGGGUGUCCAACCUGGAGAACCGCCGCAGCUCGUGGGCGGCUCUGGCCAGCAGGGGGCGCAACAACAGCCGCUACUGGGAGGAGAGCGGCGGAGGUGAGGGCCGGGGCGAAGGUGGAGGAGCCGGCCGGGCUGGAGCUGCCUCUGCCGGCGUCCUGUCUGCUGCAGCCGUGGCCUUCUGCCUGAAGAAAGACUCUGAUGACAAAGGUGAUGCUCUUCUGGAGGCAGCAAGAACCAAUCAUUUUCAAGAAGUGUCCAGGCUGUUAAAGGAAGGCGUGGACCCAAAUUGCCGCCACCGUCUCGGUUGGACUGCUCUCAUGGUGGCAGCCAUGAACAGACAGCAUGGUGUGGUGAAGGUUCUGCUCGAAGCUGGUGCUGACCCAAACGCUGGAGAUCACUUCAACAAUGUUUAUGACACCUCGCGGGAGAAAGGCAUCCACUCCCUGGAAGUUCUGGUGUCCAGAGAGGAUGAAUUUAGCAGCAGGCUCAGCAGCAGGGCUGGUUUCCGGGGCUGCACGGCGCUACACUACGCCACACUGGCUGACGACGCACACACCGCCCGCAUGCUUCUGGAGGCUGGUAAGUCACAGUCCACCCACCCUAACCCCACCCCGACCCCCCACAUUACAGUCCUUAUUGGAGCACUGAAAUUUUGCAGAUAA